CUCUUAACGAAAUGUUCAAAAUGAACGUAAAACUUUUAAUAAUUAUGAAAUUAUUAUUAAUUGUCUAUAAUUUGACAACGGUUCAAGGUAAUUGUAAAGUAUAUAUUUCGAGAAAUUCACAGUUCAUUCCCAAAUUUGAAAGACAAAUUGGCAACAUUAAACUGCAAGUAAAUAUUACAAAUGACAAGUUCGAAAUUGGUAUUGGCGAAAGUGUGACAGGUUCCUGCGAAACAUAUUUUGGAUCACUAGAAAAUACAGUCAUGGAAGUUAAUGACCUCAUACGUUUUAGUAAAAUACAAUCGAUUGAAUUGUCUUGCGAGGAUGAUAUAUUAUUCUACCAGUCCAUGCAAGUCUAUAGACCACAUUUUGAGUGCGUUCAAACUAAUUGGGAUAUUGUAUAUAAUAAGGAUAAUAUUUCCAGAUGUCGAAAUUUAAAAUCUACUUCUUUAUUGUUAUUAUCGAAAAUAAAUAAAGGUGAUAUAUCAUUUGCUAAAUUAUGCUACGAUUUGGAAAAGGUUUCUCUACGAAAUAUACACUACACAGUACAAAACACUCUUAAAACUAAUUCAGAAAUGCUAAACGACAUGGAAUUUAUAUAUCCAAGUUUGAAUCCUUAUAGUCUUUCGGCUGAUUUACAUCUUUUAAAAACGACUAAAUCUGUAAUAAUAAAUAAUAACUUAUUACAACAACAAUUCAUUAAUUUAUAUGAAUUAAAUCCCUUAUUAUCAUUUGCCAACUAUGAAGUAUCGUCCAUUGUACAGGGUCAUUCGUAUGCGGAAUAUUUUAAAGAAUACAAUGUAUUUUUAAAUAUUAUAUGGUGGAGAAAUUUACGUCUGGGAAAUUGGAAAAUGUUUGUUAAUACUUUGGAAAACUAUGCCAUCAACAAUAGAUUUGAAAUUUUAACCGGGACAUCAGGCAUAGCAGAACUUCCGAUUAAUUUAACAGAGAAGCACAGCAAAAAACUAGAAUUGGAGAUUGAUAUGAAAACUAUUACUGUACCCGAAUACAUAUGGUCUUAUGUUAGUUCCAUUGAUGUUUAUAAACAAGAUUUUAUAAUUGUCGCCUACAAUUCUCCAUAUGCAGAGCUCUUUUCAUUGGAUAACAUAAUUUUUUGUCCCGAUAUGUGUGCAGACAUACCCUGGCUAAAGAACGUUUACACCUCAUUUCGUUAUUCAUUUGCUGGCAUUAUGUUUUGUUGUUCAUCGGAUUUCAUUAAGGAAAACAAUCCUUUAGAGGGUUUUCCAAUUGAUGUUCUUAAUGUAGGUUCAGUGGAAAACUAGUGAAUAAUAAAUUCAUAUAUUUCUUAUUUUCUCUAA
Lucilia cuprina (Australian sheep blowfly) is the source of this 1316-nucleotide messenger RNA. RefSeq lists its product as uncharacterized. The transcript has 6 exons. The coding region runs from base 12 to 1280 and encodes 422 amino acids. Lineage: Eukaryota; Metazoa; Arthropoda; Insecta; Diptera; Calliphoridae. The record is from RefSeq and is a predicted model, not a curated record.